AUGUCACAGUAUUUAAGCUUAGCAGUAUACAGACUCAAGUCUGACUUUGCGUCAGUUCAGCAAACAAUUUCGAAGUUGCGUCCACCUCAAGAGUUUUUCGAUUUCCGUCGUGUUUCCAAGCCAGCAAACUUUGGAGAAAUUCAACAAAGAGUAAGCUAUAAUUUGGGUUAUUUUUCGGCCAAUUACUUGACUUUAGUAGGUGCAUUGAGUGUUUACGCUCUUGUGACCAAUUUAUUGUUAUUGUUUGUGUUGGGUUUUGUCAUUUUGGGUGUAUUUGGUAUCAACAAGUUGGAAGGCCAAGAUUUGACAACCCCAUUUGGUAACAUUACAACUUCACAGUUAUACACUGGCUUAUUGAUUGUCGCUGUACCUUUGGGAUUUUUAGCGAGUCCAGUGUCAACGUUGAUGUGGUUGAUUGGGCUGAGUAUUGUUGGUGUUGGUGCUCACGCAACAAUGAUGGAGAAGCCUAUUGAAACCGUAUUUGAAGAAGAGGUUUGA
Lodderomyces elongisporus is the source of this 498-nucleotide messenger RNA. RefSeq lists its product as uncharacterized. The transcript is spliced from 2 exons. The record is from RefSeq and is a predicted model, not a curated record. Gene Ontology annotation, cellular component: Golgi apparatus. Bases 1 to 498 code for a protein of 165 amino acids. NCBI's taxonomy places the organism in Eukaryota, Fungi, Ascomycota, Pichiomycetes, Serinales, Debaryomycetaceae.